AAGAGUCUGUCAAUUGUAAUUUGUAGUUUAUGAAUUUGAUUUUCAGGUUUGAGUAAUCUCUUUCAUUCGGAUUGAGCGACGACGACGAUGGCGAAGAUAGGGAAAACGAUACUUGAUAAAAGAUGGCUAGCGGCGAGAAUAACGGAGGUUGAACUUGACGGCGUUCAGCUCACCACCACUCGCCCUCCCGCCGGCACCGACUCACCUUGGAUGGAAGCCGUUGUCCCCGGAACUGUUUUAUCAACUCUUUUGAAGAACAAACUUAUUCCAGAUCCUUUCUAUGGACUCAAUAACGAGUCAAUUAUAGAUAUUGCUGAUUCUGGUAGAGACUAUUACACAUUUUGGUUCUUUACAACCUUUCACUGCCAACCCUCACCAAAUCAAUACGUCGAUCUGAAUUUCCGCGCAAUUAAUUACUCUGCUCAAGUGUUUUUGAAUGGUCACAAAUUUGUCCUUCCCAAGGGUAUGUUUCGUAGGCAUUCUCUUGAUGUUACCAAAAUUCUUCAUCCUGAUGGGGAGAAUAAGCUUGCUGUUCUUGUUUAUCCUCCUGAUCACCCUGGAAGAAUACCCUCUAAGGGCGGCCAAGGUGGUGACCAUGAGAUUGGAAAAGAUGUUGCUGCUCAGUAUGUGCAGGGUUGGGAUUGGAUUAUACCCAUAAGGGAUAGGAACACUGGUAUAUGGGAUGAGGUAUCUUUAACUGUCACAGGGCCUGUGAAAAUAGUGGAUCCUCACUUGGUUUCAUCUUUUUUCGACAAUUACACAAGGGUAUAUUUGCAUUCAACGAUGGAUCUGGUAAAUAGAAGUAACACUGUGACUGAAUGUUCUUUGAACGUUCAAGUAACAACUGAACUCGAUGGUAAUACUUGCUUAAUUGAACAUAUUCAAUCAAAGCAUCUGUCAAUCCCUCCACGAACCCGGAUUCAGUAUACAUAUCCCGAGCUUUUCUUCUAUAAACCAAAUUUGUGGUGGCCGAAUGGCAUGGGAAAGCAAUCACUCUACAAUGUUACGAUUAGUGUUGAUGUUAAAGGAAAUGGAGAGUCAGAUAUAUGGAACCAUGAUUUUGGCUUUCGUAAAAUAGAAAGCAUCAUUGAUAAUGCGACUGGUGGAAGAUUGUUUAAGGUCAAUGGACAUCAAGUUUUUAUUCGUGGAGGUAACUGGAUUUUAUCAGAUGGAUUGCUACGGCUUUCAAAGGAACGAUAUGAAACAGACAUCAAGUUUCAUGCUGACAUGAACUUCAAUAUGAUCCGAUGUUGGGGUGGUGGAUUAGCUGAGAGGCCAGAUUUCUACCAUUACUGUGAUCUUUAUGGAAUUCUGGUGUGGCAAGAAUUCUGGAUAACCGGAGAUGUUGAUGGGCGUGGUGAUCCAGUAUCAAAUCCUAACGGUCCCCUCGACCAUGAGCUUUUUUUACUUUGUGCGAGAGAUACAGUGAAACUUCUCAGAAAUCACCCUAGUCUCGCUCUUUGGGUUGGAGGAAAUGAACAAAUUCCGCCAGAAGAUAUCAAUAACGCGUUGAAAGAUGAAUUGAAACUACAUCCAUAUUUCGAGAGCUCUAGUUCCUCGAAUGAAGAUCCCAGUCGUUACCUUGAUGGUACUCGUAGCUAUGUACAAGGAUCCAUGUGGGAUGGCUUUGCAAACGGUCAAGGAGAUUUCUCUGAUGGACCUUACGAAAUUCAAAAUCCAGAAGAUUUUUUCAAGGAUGAUUUCUACCAGUAUGGGUUUAAUCCCGAAGUUGGCUCAGUUGGAAUGCCUGUUGCUGCUACUAUCCGAGCAACGAUGCCUCAAGAGGCAUGGAAGAUUCCGUUGUUCAAGAAAUUAGAAGGCGGUUAUGUACAAGAAAUUCCUAACCCGACAUGGGAAUACCACAAGUAUAUCCCCUACUCAAAACCUGAAAAAAUGGUUCAUGAUCAAAUUUUGCUAUAUGGAGCAGCACCUACAAAUCUCGAUGAUUUUUGUCUCAAGGCUCAACUAGUCAACUAUGUUCAGUAUAGAGCCUUGUUAGAGGGAUGGAAUUCUCGUAUGUGGACUAAAUAUACGGGUGUACUAAUCUGGAAAAAUCAGAAUCCCUGGACUGGCCUGAGAGGUCAGUUUUACGACCAUUUGCACGACCAAACGGCUGGUUUUUAUGGUUGUCGAUCUGCAGCAGAGCCGAUCCAUGUUCAACUAAACCUGGUUACGUAUUUUAUCGAGGUGGUUAACACAACAUCCAAGGUUUUAUCUGAUGUAGCCAUAGAAGCCACUGUAUGGGAUCUAGAAGGAAACUGUCCUUACUAUAAAGUUUUCUCUGAGAGGCUAACGAUCCCGCGUAAAAAGACUUUACCUGUUUUCGAGAUGAAGUACCCGAAAUCUAAAGCUCCGAAGCCAGUUUACUUUCUUCUUCUCAAACUGCAUAGAGUAUCCGAUAAUAAGGUAAUUUUGUCCAGGAAUUUCUACUGGCUGCAUCUUUCUGGUGGAGAUUACAGACAACUUGAACCCUACAGGGAAAAGAAAAUACCCCUUAAGAUAACAUCUGAAGCUUCCAUGACUGGUUCAAAAUACGUGAUCAAGAUGCAAGUGCAUAACACCUCAAAGAAACCCGGCUCCAAUAAUGCUGCUGAUGGUCAGAAAAAGGAGAUAGGAUUGAUAGAAAGGAUAUGCAGCCGGUUUUCUAAGGAAAAAGAUGAGAACAUGAAUAAGAAGGUAUUGGAAAUCAAUGGAACUGACAGUGGAGUUGCAUUCUUUCUUCAUUUCUCAGUUCAUGCUGCCAAGAAAGAGCACAAGGAAGGAGAAGACACUAGAAUUCUUCCUGUACAUUACUCUGACAACUAUUUCUCGCUUGUACCGGGUGAGGAAAUGUCUGUCACUCUUUCUUUCCAAGUCCCAUCUGGCGUCACCCCGAGGGUCACACUCAAUGGUUGGAACAACCAUUAUGGCCAGAAUAUGCUGUGUUUGUAGGUAACUUUUGUAUUAACAUAAAUAAAGAGUAAACAUGUGUGUUUAUUUUCUGUAUGUUGUUGGUUUAUACUUGUGCUGUUCAUGGAUUUUCUUGUGCGGAUGGGAUGAGAGACUUAUAUAUAAAUUAUGGAGUCCUAGUUUUCUGA
This is a messenger RNA of Impatiens glandulifera, 3077 nucleotides long. Its product is annotated as mannosylglycoprotein endo-beta-mannosidase. The record is from RefSeq and is a predicted model, not a curated record. Gene Ontology annotation, biological process: carbohydrate metabolic process. The transcript is spliced from 5 exons. Lineage: Eukaryota; Viridiplantae; Streptophyta; Magnoliopsida; Ericales; Balsaminaceae. The coding region runs from base 88 to 2931 and encodes 947 amino acids. Gene Ontology annotation, molecular function: hydrolase activity, hydrolyzing O-glycosyl compounds.